GAUCAAUGCCACAACAAUUUUCAUCCUCAUUCUUCGCAAUUGACCUUGCGCUUUUGCCAUGAGUUACUGCAAAGAUUUGACAUCCUCAUUAUGGAUGGGUUUGACAACAAUUCGAUGGUUCUUUUGGACAUGACCGAUGUACGUCUUAAAACUGCAUAUUUGACCGAUAAACUCAUUUCAACAUCGCUUGCUCCGUCUGCGCAUCUACUCAAAGACCGACAAGCUGUCCAAAACGAACAAAAUACAACCAUCGAAAGAAACCCCCAUAUUACCAAUCAUGGAUGACACAGAGGGCAGCUCAAACUCGCCGUCUUGGUCUCCAAAUGCUGACCAAAUUCCACACGCUUAUACCGAAUUUGCGUGGGGAGCUGAUAUAGACAUAAACGAUAUUGACUUGGAGUGGAGUCAUGCCAGUGGAGAUAACUUACAAUACCCACCAGGGACUGACUUCAGUGGAGAAUGUUAUAAUAGUGGCUUCUAUGCUGUGAACGAGCCAGAAGUGCUCCCUCCACCAAACUGGAAUAAUUCGAACGGGACACUGAACUUAGCAAAUUUGGAUGAUAUCGAUAACCUCUUGUCCAUGUCUCCUGUAGAUAUGAACAGGAUCAUUACAAACCCACUCUCAUCACUCGAUUAUUCCAUUGACCCAAUCUUUCCGGACACUAGUACCGACUUUCUCGCUAACGAUAUUCAUUGCGAUCCAUUCCCAGCAACUUUCAACCAUACGGAGGCCCAACAAGCUUAUGAGCCUUAUCCAAUCGACUGGGCCACUCACCUACCGAUACUAGACAACACUGACUGGGAUGCAAUGCAAUCUUCGCUAUAUAUAAGCUCGUCUACUGAAGUUCAUCUCCCUUCAAUAUUUUCCGCCACACUAUCUCCUACUUCAAGCAACUCUGAAAUCAUGUCAUCUCCCACGCAAUAUUCCAAUACCAACACUUCCAUCUCAACAUCUCAAUCCAAUUCCAACUCAACUACACCCUCAAGUGAUCGAUCUACAUCCAAUUCACCGCCAAGCACCCAGAACGAAUACACGUGCAUAAUUUGCUCCAAAACAUUUUCUAAGCGAUUCGAAUUCAAUAAACACAAACCCCUCCACACCCUCCCCCACGCAUGCACCCUCUGUCCGCACCGCACAGCCCGACGCAGAGACAUGACGCGCCACAUCGCCGCCAAGCACAAGGACGUUGGUCCCUCGGGCCCCAAGUCGGUGUCAAAACCUAUUUGUCCCGUGGAUGGUUGCAAACAGGGGUUUGCGAGAUCGGAUCAUUUGCUUAGACACUUGAGGAGAAAACAUCCUGGAUAUGAUUUGAGAUCUUGAGGUUUCCGUUUCUCUUUUUUCUUUCUCUCUUGUAGAGGUUUGAUUUAGCAUGGCGUUUAAAAAAAAUGCCUUUGGUAUAUAGGCGAACGAAUUUAAUCA
This is a messenger RNA of Botrytis cinerea B05.10, 1420 nucleotides long. RefSeq lists its product as hypothetical. The record is from RefSeq and is a predicted model, not a curated record. The transcript is spliced from 2 exons. Bases 278 to 1321 code for a protein of 347 amino acids. Gene Ontology annotation, molecular function: DNA-binding transcription factor activity, RNA polymerase II-specific; RNA polymerase II cis-regulatory region sequence-specific DNA binding. NCBI's taxonomy places the organism in Eukaryota, Fungi, Ascomycota, Leotiomycetes, Helotiales, Sclerotiniaceae. Gene Ontology annotation, biological process: regulation of transcription by RNA polymerase II. Gene Ontology annotation, cellular component: nucleus.